CACAGGACGGCAGGCCGGGUUGUUGUUGCUGGGGGAGACAGAAAGAAAUCUGUCCAGUAAACUCUAGAUGACAGGCAGCAGGGCAGCGCACCAAGACGCCGUUAGUUGAGGACAUAAUGAACUAGUCUUGUAACCAGCUGGUGUAGUUAGUAAAUACCUAACUGGGGACACUGAGGCGAUAAUGUAGUUUAUUGUACUGUUUCGGACUGAGUUUAGAAAUAGUUUUGGGCUGCGUUGGCACGAGCGGUUACGGCUAACUUUACGGUAGCUAGCCACCGUUAGCUAGCUAAUGUUAAAUGGAAAUAAGCGAAAUUAACCUAGCCAGCUGAUGCAUACGAUCUUUGAUGUGGCCCCACAGUUGACGCGCAGUUAAGUAAUUUUUACAAGAACAAUUGCUGGAAAGUUUAACCCGCCUCGAGAAAUGAUGGCGUCGAUGCAGUCGACAACAUAUUCAGAAGAGCAGAUUUGACUCGGGAGCUGUCAACGUUAGCCUGUUAGCUUUGUUGCUACCAUGGCCAAGAUAGAAAACGGUCGUCAGUCCGUGGAUACCAGGAGUAUCAGGACUAUUAGCAGCAGCCACAUUGACGACGAGAGCUCCCUGGGAUCCGACUCGGAGAUCAACGGCUUCACCAGCGACAGACAGACCGAUAGAUAUGGAUUUAUUGGUGGGGCUCAGCAGCACUCGGAGGCGUCAGCUCAGGACGUGCCCCCCGAGGUGCUCAGGCAAAGGGAGGUGAAGUGGCUGGACAUGCUUAGCCACUGGGACAAGUGGAUGAUCAAGAGAUUCAAUAAGGUGAGGCUUCGGUGCCAGAAAGGAAUCCCUCCUGCCCUCCGUGGCCGUGCGUGGCUCUACCUGUCAGGGGGGAAGGUGAAGAAAGAGCAAAACCAAGGAAAGUUUCAGGAGCUGGACAACCAGCCAGGUGACCCCAAAUGGAUCGAUGUGAUCGAGAAAGACCUCCAUCGACAGUUUCCAUUUCAUGAGAUGUUUGUGUCACGGGGAGGGCACGGGCAGCAGGACCUGUUCCGUGUUCUGAAGGCCUACACGCUCUACAGACCAGAGGAGGGAUACUGCCAGGCUCAGGCUCCUAUUGCUGCUGUGUUACUUAUGCACAUGCCUGCUGAGGAUGCAUUCUGGGGUCUGGUCCAAAUCUGUGAGAAGUAUCUUCCUGGCUACUACAGCCCCGGCUUGGAAGCUAUACAGUUAGACGGAGAGAUCCUGUUUGCUCUGCUGCGACGUGUCUGCCCGCUGGCCUACCGGCACCUGGAGAAACAUAAGAUCGAACCCAUCCUCUACAUGACCGAAUGGUUUAUGUGUGCCUUCUCCAGGACUCUGCCCUGGGCGUCCGUGCUGCGUGUCUGGGACAUGUUCCUCUGCGACGGAGUGAAGAUAAUCUUUCGUGUGGGGUUGGUCCUGCUGAAAUGCAUGCUGGGGACCCGUGAGAAGCUGAAGGCCUGUCAGGGCCAGUAUGAGACCAUGGAGCUCCUCAAGGCCAUAGAGCCUCGAUACAUGCAAGAGGGCUUCCUCGUCCGAGACAUUCUCGAGGUGCCAGUGACGGCGCGAGACGUGGAAAGAGAGCAUCACACCCAGCUGAAGCGCUGGAAGAAGAAGCACGGAGAGCUGAAUUUCAAGUCGCCCCCGAGGAUGCACGGUGCUCAGCUCAUCAUGCGGGCUGAGCCACCGAGACACCAGGACCUGCUGCAGAACCCCACUAUCAUACUCGAGGGGCCUCCGUCUGCGCUGCAGCUGAAGAAGGGCAAGGAGGAGAGGAUGAGUAAGAAGAAGAAGAAGGAGAGUAUGAAAAAAUCUCAGCCCGUCGUGGAGAUCCCUAAUCCGUACCCUAAUCCCUACCCUAUCCCGAGUGACCCUCCUCCUCCGCCCUCCGACCCACCCGCCCCACCUCCCGUCAUGAUUCCAGAUGCUGUGCCACAAAACAACACGGACUCACCUCCCCAACAGAAAGCACCUCCAACAGACGUUGGUCCCGCCAAAGAAUCUGCUCUUCAGCGAUCCACACAAAGCCUUAGCAGCACAGAGCAGGAUACAUACCUGUAGCUCUGCAGCACUGUCUCUCUGUUUGUAUGUGUGUGGACAAAGCACCAGCACCCUCCAUUCAAAAACCAGCCAUCAGUGCCAAAGUUUCUGACUGGCCAGCAUUACUAUUAUUCUACUAAGGGACUAUUUUGUAUUCAUCCUAAACCCAAUUUUGCCUAUGAUAUUAUUAGCAUACACUAAAGCGUCAUUGCUAAGUGUAGAACUACUUUGAUGCUUUUGCCGUUUGUCAACUUGAAGCUGCUGUUGCCUCCUCUUGAUGCUUGAUGCUGUUAUUCAGACCGUAAGGCUUAGUAUUCUUUAUGAAAGGGAGACAAGUUACUGAGAUACUGGGAGUAAAGUGCUGAAAGGUCUAAGUGGGACGUAAAGAAUAAUAAGGUGCCAUUGCUUAUGCGAAUUUGUACGCGUUUCAAAUUCAACACUAGAUUUCACUGGUAAUACUGUGCAGCGCAAGAUGCAAAUUGUUAUAAAGUUACGUUUCAAGUCAUUGUAGUUCAAUAUGGAGUUUGGUCACUAGAGGGCAGCCUCGUAGUUCCAGCUGUGCUUCCUGUUACAUUACUGUUAGUAAGCCUGGACACAGGAGAGGUUAUUCUAAGCCUCACUUUUCUUUGCAUCAUGUUUUAUAAUCCUAAUUUUGAAUCAGCUUCUCAAAUUAUUUAGAGGGCAAUUACAUUUGAUCAGUUGAUUUGUGGUAUGUAUGUGUGUGUUUAUGCCCUGCUAGUGCACAGAUGGUCACUUUUUUUCAGAGUCGGUUGAGCUGCUGCGGUUCAGCUCGGUAUUAACUCCUCACUGUGCCAGGCGCUUCCAGCCACUUUGGAGCAGCAGUAAUUCAUGUUACUCGGGCAGCAGAGAGGAGAACACUGGACAUUCCUCACUGUAUGACACAUUCCUGCCUUCUUAAAAGCUCGUCAAUUUAAACGCUGUCUCUUGCCAAAUGCUAAUAAGCAUGAUGCACGUAUUCGUGCAUGUGUUUCCCCGUCGGCCCUUGGACACUGAGCGAUCGCAGAUCACCUAAUGGUGCUGACCUUCCUCUCGGCACUGCUCAAGUCGGAGCCACUGAGAUGUCGUGUCUAUUUUUGUAUGAUAUUUUGCUAGAAUUUCCAAAGCAAACCAAGACUGUUCAGAGACCAUCUACGACCUGUUACCUGUGACCAAGCUUAUCCUGUGCACACGGUCAGGAGGGGAUCAUGGGAUUUCAAGAUCUACUGGGAUAUUUUUCUUGAGAGAACCUGCCUCAUUUUUUUUGGGAAAUACGGAGAUUUACAUUUGCUAUGAAGCUAUUUUCCCCCCCUAAAACGUGACAAUCCUUUUAUAUGUCUUAAUCUUUUUCUAACUUGCGUAACAGUCGCAAAGGGAGUUUUGACAAACACGAGCACACAUAUGAAAUGUGUUUGUGUGUAUAAUUCUGCAUGUGUAGGUCAGUUAUAAACAGCAGUGGGGAUUAAAAGGAUGACGUUUAGCAAGCAGCCACUCACCUGUACUCUGUAGUUUUAAGUCGCUUGUAUCACAUUUCACUCAUGUUACAUUUUAAUUUAAUGCUCUGUGUAGAUAUAUUUCAUGUAAAAAAUAACUGUUUUGUAAUUUGAAAUCUGUUUCUCAACGUUUAUUGCUAUAUUUUAUUGAGCAGUUACAGAAAUGGCAAAAGCUGUCUGGGACCAGUCCACUUUAGGUCAAUAUUUGUAACACUAGGAGAAAAAGGUUAAUCUGAGAAGACUGAUGGGUAUUAUUUUUCGCCAUUUACACUAGCCUUCUGAAAGAGAUAGUUGACAACCACGGGGCAUGAGUUUAAUGUUAAAUUUAGCGUAAAGCCAACUUAAAGCAUUUCUGUUGCAUUGUAUAACAAGAGUCUUUGGACAUGUUAAGCUUUCUACCUGUGCAGUGUCUUGUGUUCACCAGCAGAUGGGGCACCACAGUCAUCGCUUCGAAACGAGGCAGUGUUUCACAAUGUGUGACAAAACAAGAUGUCUUCAUUACUGUACACGUUUAUUAAUGUUGCAGCACAUGUAACACGGAUCAGCAGUUACCUUAACUACAUUUUUCCAUAACAUGUUGAAGCGCGCCACAGCUAAUGGUGACGUGACAUCUCUACUUUUGAAUAAAGAUGUACAAAUACAUGUGA
This is a messenger RNA of Mugil cephalus (flathead mullet), 4169 nucleotides long. RefSeq names its product TBC1 domain family member 10A-like. Bases 512 to 2053 code for a protein of 513 amino acids. The record is from RefSeq and is a predicted model, not a curated record. The transcript has 9 exons. NCBI's taxonomy places the organism in Eukaryota, Metazoa, Chordata, Actinopteri, Mugiliformes, Mugilidae.